AUGAUCACCCCCAAGGUCUUGAUACCAAUGUCUGACUAUGGUCACGACCCAACAGAGACUGCAGUGCCAUAUGCAGCCUUCAAGAAAGCUGGAUUCAAGGUUGAAUUCGCGACAGAAAAUGGCAAAGCGCCAGAAUGCGAUAAGAAAAUGCUCCAGGGCAUCACUCAAAAAUUAAUUGGCGCCACAAAAGACGCUGUCAAUGCCUAUAAGGAGAUGUCUAUCACCCCCGAGUUCCAACGUCCGGUCUCAUGGACAUCGGCGGAUUUCAGUCUAGAAAGCUACAAUCUGGUCUUCCUUCCUGGAGGACACGAAAAGGGCGUCCGGCAACUUAUCGAUUCCCCUAUUAUCCACAAGCAUCUAGCCUCAUAUUUCCCAGCUACUAAAAAGCCAAGUUCGAAGUCGGUGGCAGCUGUGUGUCACGGCGUGAUGGUGCUUUCUGAAACAGAGGGCGCGGAUAGGAAGUGUGUUAUUCACGAGUGUGUCACCACUGCGCUGCCAACACGGUUUGAGCAAGUUGCGUUCUGGGGAACCAGAGCUUUCCUCGGCGACUAUUACAAGACAUAUGGAGCCGGGAGUGACAAUGUCGAGGAAUCGGUCCGGAAACGCCUAGACAACCCAAAUAAGCAAUAUAAGAAUAGCUUAGGCAUGAGUCCAUGCUCACGUGGCACUAGGUUUGUGGUGCAAGAUGAGAAGUACAAUUAUAUUAGUGGUCGGUUUCCGGCGGACGCUCAAAUGCUUGCAAGGAAGACAAUUGCUUUAGUUCAAGGUUCAGUGGCGUAA
Lachnellula hyalina is the source of this 780-nucleotide messenger RNA. RefSeq lists its product as uncharacterized. The transcript has 5 exons. Lineage: Eukaryota; Fungi; Ascomycota; Leotiomycetes; Helotiales; Lachnaceae. The coding region runs from base 1 to 780 and encodes 259 amino acids. The record is from RefSeq and is a predicted model, not a curated record.